AAGAUUUGGAUAUUGAUCAAAAGAAUAUUAAAAAAAAAAUUAAUAUUUAUGAAAUAGAUGAAGCGCUGCGUCAAAGUAUUCAGUUAAGUUUGAAUAGAAUUUGUAUCAUCAAUAAGGAAGAAAUUUAUUGCAUGGUAUGCCGUAAAACAGUAUCAUUUUCACUACGAAAUGUCUAUGAACACUUUCGCAGUGUUGAGCACUCGUAUUUUCUAAUGCAAAUGGUCCAAGAUCAAAUGAAGUUCGACAGUGUACCGAAUGAAUUUAGUGAUCUACAUCUAGCACGUGAAAUGAUAGAAGACAAAAGUGAUCGACAUGUUGUCUGCUAUGCCUGCGAUCCUGUAAAACCUGCAGUUCUUCUAAAUAAUAACGACGCCUUGGGAAUUCACAUAAAUGAACGUAAACAUCAAGAUGAGAAAAAUAAGUUGAAGAAUAAUUUGCAACAAUUUAUCAGUGAUUUUAAUUCAAGACUAGAAUACAGUUGGUAUAAUGUUCAAAGGUACUGGUGCGUAGUUUGCAGUAUGCACUUUAAACUUGAGAACAGAUUUCACAAACAUCUAAAUUCACAGAAACAUCAGAAAAAAUGCGCGAAAUUUGUUGAGUUAGAAGAUUUUGUAUGCGAUUUUUGUCCAACGUGCGGUAUACUAUUCUACGGAUUUAAAAAUACAUUUACUUAUCACGCGAAUUGUAGAUUCCAUAAAUAUUAUGCUGACAAAUCAUUUUAUCUUAUUACGCGAUUACCGACUGCUGCUGAAGAACUACUGAUUAAUGCAGAGCAACUCAUGACAACUAAAUUAGAGGAGCUGGAUGAGGAAGCAGAGACAAUGAGAAAGAAUGAACAGUUAUUGUUAGAUGACUUAAAAAAUACUACUAGCAAUUACCUUGAUGUCAAAAUCCAUCCUUUUGGUUCUCGGAUCUCCGGAUUAGGGUCAAAGAAUAGUGAUUUUGAUAUUUUUCUUGAUUAUUUCAUAUUUUUUGAAAAGAGUCGACAUUCACUGAAGCAAAAUGAGAACAUUUGGACAGUUCAAAGAGUAAUUACGGAUUGUAGAAUUCCAAUUAUUAAAUUGGUACAUAGACCUACAGGUAUUGAUUGUGAUUUAUCUUUCACGAGUGGCCUUACAACUGAAAAUACUAAACUAAUCAAAAUGUAUCUUGAUAAGUAUCCUCUAUGCAGAAAACUAAUUUUAUUCAUAAAAGACUGGAUAAAUAUAUGCAACUUGAGUGGCGAAGAUGGAAUAAGUAGUUAUACUAUCGCUUGGAUGGUAAUUUAUUACUUACAAACAAAGUUUAUCUUACCAAGUGUUGCAGACUUAAUAACAGUUGAAGGAAAUUCAUGUAUGAUCAGCGGCUGGGAAACAGGAGUAUAUGAAGAUAUAUCAGACAUCAUUAACAAUUCUAGUUUUAAAAAUCUUCUUAGAGGUUUUUUUAUAAUGUGCGCUGGCUUUGAUUAUAGAAAUAAUAUUUUUUGCCCACUAAUGGGCCGUCCGAUUAGAAAAAAAGAUUUUGUUGUAUCAGGUAGACUUAAAAAUCUGCCUAUUGAAAUGUUGCCUUAUAAAAAUUAUGUAAAGAAAAAUAAAAACCUCGACGCUUUUCGUUUUGAUGCAGCUAUAGGCGUUCAGGAUCCAUUUGAUUUAAGCCAUAAUCUUACCAAAGCAGUUAAAAAAUCUACAAUGAAUCGAUUCAAAAUUUACUGCUUAUUGAGUACUCAAAAGCUAAUAGAUAAUAAAUAACCUUUUGUCUUUCAGUUUUCAUCAAACAGUGCACUGUGCACAUAUCAAAAGUUCAAUACCAUUUUCUCUAAUAUCGGUGCAAUCGUCAUUUUUAUUUAUCAUCGCUUGGCAUACUUAUUACUUUUUUAUAAUUUAUAAUUAUCAGUAUUUAGUUCGAAAUUAAAUAUUUAUUUCUUUAAGUAUUAUAUUUUUGUACCAUAAUCUUAAAAUC
Microplitis demolitor is the source of this 1938-nucleotide messenger RNA. Its product is annotated as speckle targeted PIP5K1A-regulated poly(A) polymerase. The coding region runs from base 132 to 1727 and encodes 531 amino acids. The record is from RefSeq and is a predicted model, not a curated record. Gene Ontology annotation, molecular function: poly(A) RNA polymerase activity. The transcript is spliced from 3 exons. Gene Ontology annotation, biological process: mitochondrial mRNA polyadenylation; mRNA 3'-end processing. NCBI's taxonomy places the organism in Eukaryota, Metazoa, Arthropoda, Insecta, Hymenoptera, Braconidae.